Labeo rohita (rohu) is the source of this 1962-nucleotide messenger RNA. It is a transcript of the gene hirip3, whose product is annotated as HIRA interacting protein 3. The transcript is spliced from 8 exons. The coding region runs from base 87 to 1673 and encodes 528 amino acids. NCBI's taxonomy places the organism in Eukaryota, Metazoa, Chordata, Actinopteri, Cypriniformes, Cyprinidae. The record is from RefSeq and is a predicted model, not a curated record. Gene Ontology annotation, cellular component: nucleus.
AGCGCGCCAAGGUAGGGUGGCGCGCAUAGUACGCACGCACGCACAGUACGCAGUGGUGUAAAAAGUGGCGCAAAUGUGUAAAAAACAUGGCCAGAGAAGAGGACGCGAUCCGAAAGUUCGUUGUGAAAGAACUGCACAAGUGUUCGGACCUCAGUUCACUGACUUUAGGCAUUCUGCGGAGGAGAUACCUGGAAAAGGUAGGGAGAGAGUCGCUCAACAGCAAGGACAGACAGCUGAUGAAGAAAAUUGUCGAGGAGGAACUUUUGAAGAUGCAGGGCAGCAGUGAUGAUGAGCCUCUUAUUAAGUGUGUGAAUGCAUCAAAGAGCCAGAGCAAAAGGAAAAGGGAAGAUGAUGAUGAUGAUGAUGAUGAUGAAGGGGAUGAAGAGAAUAAAACGGUGGGAAAGACAAAAAGGUCACGGCUGGAGGAGUCUUCUCCAGAUUCGCCUGACUCUGGAAUAGAGAAGGCUAUGAAUGAGGGAGAACAAAAAGAGGAAGAAGCUGAAAGUGAUAAAGGCACGGGUGAAGACAGUGAGGAGGAGCAAGAGAAAAAGAACAUUAAGAAAAAAACACAGAAAAAGAGACCGAGCAAACAAAGAACACAGGAAAAGGACAGUAAGAAAAAGAGACAGAAGAAGAAAGGGAAGAUGAUAGAACGUGAUGAAGAUGAGGAGUUGGAGGAUUCUGAUGAGGAGGAGGAGGAGGAGGAGGCAAGGCAAAAACAACCAACUAAACACAAGAAAAAGAAAACGGAUUCGGACAGUGAGGAGGACAUCAGUGAUAAACCGGCUUCGAGUGAUUCUGAGGAUGAAAAAGUGAAGAGCAAAGCGAAGACGCAGAGCAAAAGAAAAGACAUCAGCAAAAAGAAGCCAGUUGAGAGGGAUGUUGUGAAAGAAGUAGAAAGAGAAGUUUUUGGGAGCAGCUCUGACAGUGAAGAGGAGAAUAACGAGAGCGCUAAAACAAAAGACAAGAGCAACUCUGAAAAUGACAGCAGUGGAGACAGUGAAGAUGAAAAAGAUAAACAAGAGGAUGCUGCUAAUUUAUCCUCCAAAGAGAUGGAGAAAGAUGAGGAGAAAAUGCAGGACAAUCAGGAGGCAGCAGAGGACUCUGAUUCCUCGUCUCUUCCCUCGCUGGAGGACGAGGAUGAAAAAGAGAAGGACAAGAAGGAGGGAAAGAAAAGCGGGACAAAGAAAAAGCACAGCGAGGAGAGGGAAAGCACAACCAGAGGAAAGGAUGAGGAGAAUAAGGCUGUUUCCAGGCUGAAGCGCUACAUCGCCCUCUGUGGAGUGAGACGGAACUACAAGAAGCUGUUAGACGGCUGCAGAUCAGUAAAGGCAAAAGUGGCUGUGCUGAAAAAAGAGCUGGAGGAGCUGGGUGUGGAAGGUCAACCCUCAAUAGAGAAGUGUAAGAAAGCUCGUCUAAAGAGAGAAGAAGCACAGGAACUGGCUGAGCUGGAUGUCACCAACAUCAUCACCACUCAGGGACGUCCCAAAAGGAGAGCGGCAGCAGCAGCAUGGCCCCCAGCACAGAAUGUCUCCCCGCCCCCCUCUGCGUAUAAACGUGUUGUGGACUCAGACUCUGAUAGUGGAGAGAGCCACACAAACACAGGCCGCAGGAGAUCAGCAGCCUGGGCCAACCUGCAGGGAAUCAUCAGCGAUGAUGGAGAGAGUGAGUAGGCGGCGAGUGCCUUGUUUUGUACAGUGUAUUCUGUAAGUUCAGUAGCUCAUUAAUUCACAACAAACUCUUUAAAAAACAAACACCCUGCUCUAAUAAGUCAGUCUGUACUUUGGCAAGAAGUUUAUGGGUGCGCCCUCUGUUAUUGUAGGAUUUGUUUGGAUUCCUUUCCAGUAUGUUUGCUCUCUUUUCAUGUGUUUUAUAAUUGUUCAUUUGUACUGAAAUAUUUAAGUGUAUUGAAUGUUUAGAAUGAGGUUUAUGCAGCUUUAAAAAUAAAAUUACAUUUAUUGA